GAAACAUAUGCUAGUAACGCAAAAAGUGUUUAUUGUUUCAUAAAUAGUAGCACAUACAAAUAUUUCGUUUUGCACCAAAAGUUGUGGAGUAGCUGAAUUGUUUGGAAAAAUGGAUACAAUUGCAAAUGAGGAUCCAUUUUCUAUUGCCCAAAGCAAGAAAAUAGAUCCGAUCGACAAUGAAGAUCCAUUUUCCACGGCACACAUGCCCACAGAUUCUUUUGAAGUAACCAUAGAAGAUAUCAAUCGCUUAGAUGAAGAUGAUUCAUUGGACGAAAUUGAUGGAGUUGAAGAUGACUUGACCAUAUUGGAAAUCGCCAUGGCGAAAGCUAUUGAAAAUGUAAAUCCUGCUAUCUUCAUGCAUCUAAUAUGUCCACGUUGUGGCGAAACAUUUCAUUCAUCUGCUCAUUGGCAGCAACACUUGCAUAAUGUGCACUAUUUCAAUAAUUUAAAAAUGUUACCUGGCACUGUAAAUGAAGACGAGCAAACUUAUCGCUGCCGAAAGUGUCCGACAGAGUUUAAUUAUCUUGAGUACCGUAAAAUUCUACAUCACAGCCUUACUCAUAUGUCUUUUAAUGCUUUCUAUAAAUGCAGUUUAUGUGACCAUUUGGAGUAUACGAACAUGGAAAUGGUUAAACAUAUCAAAAGACAUAUGGAAGUACAUAUGCUGAAAGCAAAAAUUAAUGGCAAACUAGUAAGGAGCAAACGAUUUUCUUUAAGUGAAGGCAUUGAUUAUGAAAAAUUUCUGGUUUAUAUGUGUCCGCAAUGCCAGAUAAAUUUUAGAAAACACGAAACUUGGUUGCAACAUAUUAACGACAAGCAUGCGCUCUUUGCCGAAGAAAAACUGAAAUUUAAAGCUAUAGAAAUGGACGAGUUGGUCGAAAAGAGCACGCAUCUUAUCACCACUUGCGAAACAUGUGGCAUCAUGCUAACAGCCGACAACUUGGAACAGUGUCAGCGCAAGCAUUAUCUAACGCACCUACGAAAUAGAUCUUUCCGUUGUGCAAUAUGCAAUUUGCAAUUCAAUUACAACAAUGAGAUUAAGAUGCAUAUGUUGUUAAUGCACUGCAAAAAUGCAACCACUUACGACGAAGCCAUAUUGCCCGGCAAUUUGCGUCCCAGAAACGCAAAAUUUGACAUGAAUAUUAAGUUUUUGCCCGAUAAAACGGCAAAAUACCUACAGCACAUAGAAUUUAGUUGUCCAAUUUGUGGCGUUAAGUUUGAACAUCCCGAUAAUUGGUGUUCCCAUAUUAAUGAGAAUCAUGAUUUCUUUAAAGCACCUUAUAUGGCAUUGAUUAUAACCAAUUUCGGUGCGGCACCUAGCGCAACCAGGGCCUGCAAGAAGAGGCGCCUACAACCAUAUUGUGUUAUUUGUGAUCGGGUGUUAGAUGGCUGCAAAAGCUAUAUACAUUUAUGGGUUGAACAAUUACGCCAUGCUCCGUUUAGAUCAUACAAGUGCAGCAUUUGCAUGGAACAAUUUUUUUCAAUACGCACAUUGAUGAAACAUUUUCGAAUAUUGCAUACUAAUUUAGAUGGUAGUGUUAACACAGCGCCAAAGCAGCGCAGAAUUCAUACUAUGGAAACAUAAUUAAGUGAAAAAUAAAAUGUAAUUUAUGUAAACAGCUAAAA
This is a messenger RNA of Bactrocera neohumeralis, 1626 nucleotides long. RefSeq names its product zinc finger protein Xfin-like. The record is from RefSeq and is a predicted model, not a curated record. NCBI's taxonomy places the organism in Eukaryota, Metazoa, Arthropoda, Insecta, Diptera, Tephritidae. The transcript has 2 exons. Bases 110 to 1585 code for a protein of 491 amino acids.